CCAGUCCCCCAAUCCCGGAGAGAGUCGAAUUAGCAGAAGUCCCAAUUCCUGCCCCCCUUCUCCCCCCCACAAGAGGCUGCCUCUGCCUCCACCCUUCUGGGGCAGGAGAGGGCAUCUUUGCACUUCUGUAAAGGGAAGGGGGGUACGAACUAUAUCAUCGUGCUGGGCGGACUAGUACGGGCAUACCUGUAGCUCCUAAGGUCCCACUGGGUUUGAGGACAACUUUUCACCUUUCUGGAAGAGAAGAUGUGCUGGAAAACGCUGCUGCUUCUGCUGUUGUGCUACAAUACCCAGGCUACUGUGUCCCAUAGGUGGAGCAGGGCCGUGCUCUUCCCUGCUGCCCAUCGGCCAAAGAGAUCCUCAUCGAUGCCCUUGAACCCCGUCCUGCAGAGCUCCCUGGAGGAGGUUGAACUGCUCUAUGAGUUCCUGCUAGCUGAACUUGACAUCAGCCCUGACCUGCAGAUCUCCAUCAAGGACGAGGAGCUCGCCUCCCUGAGGAAGGCCUCUGACUUCCGCACCAUCUGCAACGACGUGAUCCCCAAGCGCAUCCCGGACAUCCGCCGGCUGACUGCCAGCCUCUCCAGCCACCCCGGCAUCCUCAAGAAAGAGGACUUUGAAAGGACAGCGCUGACCCUGGCCUACACGGCCUACCGCACAGCCCUAUCCCAAGGGCAUCAGAAGGACAUCUGGGCCCAGUCCCUCCGUAGCCUCUUCCAGGCCCUGCGGCACGACCUGAUGCGGUCCUCGGGCCCCAGAGUGUCUCCCUGAGAGACUGGCCUGCGCCAGGACCACGGAGCAGGGACCCAUGCACACAGUAAUCCAAAUACUCUUCACUCUCUACUCCGUUUACAGAGCCCAGCAACAAAGCCCAUGCCACCAACUCAGAGUAGCUGAGGUUAAAAUAAACACCGCCAUGUUCUUUGCCCCUUAUAGAUUCCUGACCAGCACGUCUGACUCGUGUCACAGUGCAACCUGUGCUGGAAGAAAGGGCUAGAGCGGGAAUUUGAAAUGCCUCCAAAGGCCCAGUGAUUUGCCUGGUGACAUGUAGAAGUCUCAGCCAUGCUCCAACACUGAGUGACUGCCAUGAACACCCAAGGCCAAGCACAGAGUUAGAGGAGACAGCACCGAGGUUUGGGCAUGGCGGGAAGACCAGGGGCAGACAUCAGGCUGCGAGGUUGAUUGAACAUCUUUCCAAAGGUUCUAUAGUAAGAGAUUAAAACAAUAACAACAACAACAACAAAACUCAACCUAGAGCUAUAGCCAAAUAAAUACAUUGUCGGUCAAAGAUAUACUUCUCACCUUUUCCAAAAGUCACAAAGAAGAGUCAGUUGGAGAAUCAGUAAUUUUAGGACCUAUAGGUCUUGAUUCUUCUUCUCUGAAAGCUGACCUAAUACAGAGGAGAAACAUAAAGGGGCCCACAGAAAGGCUGCGAACAGUCAUGCCUUGCCUUCUGAACAGAGGGAGCAGGCUAAUGCAGAGAGGGUCACCCUCCUCACCCUAAUGCAGUGGUGGCACCAAAGGCCAUGUCUAUCCAGAUACUUAAAAUCAUUUAGCGUCAUCAGAAAAUGAGGUGCUCCCAGUAAAACGAAUUUUUCGGAUGACGGGAUUUCCCCUUUCAAAGGCCAAAACUUUCCUUUGAGCAACAUUAACUUGGUAUAUUUUUAAGCUCUACAUAUGAAACACCUUAGGCUUUUAUUCAAUAUCUUUGAAACACUCUGAUGAAGGAGUUGGAUAAAAUAAACUCUAAGAUCGCUCUACAUCUGAAAGGUCCAUAAUCACUGAGCUAAGUGAGCUAUUACAGGGAGGACAGCAGGACCUAGGGGUCCACUGGACUGUUUGCCCCAAUCCUGGAAGGCCCCAGGCUUUGCUAAUUCUGCAUGUGCUGUGAGCUCUUCUGCUACCUUCCUCACUGUGAGGCUGUAAGAUGCACUUUUCUUUCUUGCCAACAGAACCCACCCUUCACAGCAUGUUCUUUCUUAGCUGCUAGCACCUGCUAUCCCACAAGAUGGCUAGGCUUGUUAUAAUUCUACGUUAAAUAUGAGAAAGUAGAUGAAGAUCUCUGCUAGCAGGAAAGCACUGGGCUUAAUGUAGACUCCCCACCAGCUCAGAGAUCUUUCUGGCUCUCCUAGGUGGACACUGGGUUUUAGAGGCCAACAUCGCAAGAGAUCUAAUCUUCAAAAGAGUGAGACCUCGUCAGGCUAAAUUUGAUUGUGAAGUGGGUAUUUAAGAGUUGUCAUCUGAUGAUGCCCAAAGCUGCUCUGGACUUCUUAAAAACUUUGAAUAAGUGAUUGCCGAGCAGCAUGAGCUGCAUAAUCACUUUGGAGAAAUAGUAGGAGGGAGGAAGAAGGUAUUCAUCGUCAGAGAAGAAUACAGCUUGGCAUCCUCAUGUUCUUGGGUUCAGAAGAUUAAUAACUGUCAGUCUUUCUGGUUCUCAUUCCCUGGUUGUACUUCUCUCUUACCUCCCUCAAGUGCAGUCUCUAUGAUACUUGCUUUUUGUUCAGUUUUUCUCUUUCUAAAUUAUGUGUUCUCUUUGACAUGGUCACUAAGCUGGUCUCUUUAUUUUAGUUGGUGUCUCUUCUGCUCUAUCUUUGGGCCCAAUUCUGAUUAUCUUUGUAUCCACUUCUUAGAGGCAUCUCCCAGUCUCUUUGGGCUGACUUUUGCUCACUUGAGCUCUGCCCACUUGCACUCUGACCCUCACUGUCUUUCUACCCCCUUUGGGUAUCACUGUCUGACUCAAACAAAGGUCAAGGUAUAGGGUUGGGAUUUCCCAAGAGGAGGAUUGGUCUCAUGGUCUGCCUUCACUAUGUGUCCUUUCCCUGGGUGUGGGGCAAGGAGGAGGUGAGCAGAGGCCUCAACCCUUCCACGUUGUGCAAAAUCCCGACCUCAGAGUCUCGCAUCCCAUCCUGGG
Molecule: messenger RNA, 2908 nt
Organism: Lutra lutra (Eurasian river otter)
Lineage: Eukaryota; Metazoa; Chordata; Mammalia; Carnivora; Mustelidae
Gene: FAM180A
Product: family with sequence similarity 180 member A
Exons: 3
Coding region: 247-768 (173 amino acids)
Source: RefSeq, a predicted model, not a curated record